Mytilus trossulus (common blue mussel) is the source of this 4899-nucleotide messenger RNA. Its product is annotated as ras-related protein M-Ras-like. The record is from RefSeq and is a predicted model, not a curated record. Gene Ontology annotation, cellular component: plasma membrane. Gene Ontology annotation, biological process: Ras protein signal transduction. Lineage: Eukaryota; Metazoa; Mollusca; Bivalvia; Mytilida; Mytilidae. Bases 329 to 910 code for a protein of 193 amino acids. The transcript has 5 exons. Gene Ontology annotation, molecular function: GTP binding; GTPase activity; GDP binding.
UACAACGUUUCUUUAAGCGGCCAUUUUCUUCAUUUUCAUAAAUCACAUGUUGUCGCACAUAAGGACCAAAGUGCGUUGAAUUAGACAACAGAAAGACGCGUGUCAAUGUAGUUUUGACUAGAAACUAUGAUAACAAAUAUUUUGUCUUGUACACUAAUCUGACAAGGUGUGAUAAUUACGAUAUCAAAUUAAGAAAACAGACUUUAAAUUUUGGGACAGAGAAUCGUAACCAACGACGCCUACCAGCUUCAGCAACAAAAACAAAGUCAAAAGACUAGAAAGGAAUGAUAUUCUCUAGAUGAUUAAUUAUUAAGAACUAAAUCCAGUGAUGUCUAAGCAUGAAUUAAUGUCUUACAAGAUUGUUGUGGUUGGAGAUGGAGGCGUGGGAAAAUCAGCUCUCACCAUCCAGUUCUUUCAGAAGAUGUUUGUAGAGGAUUAUGAUCCUACGAUAGAAGACUCGUACAUCCAACACACAGAAAUCGAUGGCAAGAUGUGUAUAUUAGAUGUUCUGGAUACAGCUGGACAAGAAGAGUUUAGUGCUAUGAGAGAACAAUACAUGCGGAAGGGUGAUGGCUUCCUGUUAGUGUAUUCAGUAACAGACAGACAAAGUUAUGAGAAUGUACCAAGUUUUCAUACACAAAUCCUUCGUGUAAAGGAUCGAGAUGACUAUCCUAUGAUUCUGUGUGCCAACAAAGUAGACUUGGUUAAUCUGAGGAAAGUAUCUGAGGAGGCAGGGAGAGAUAUGGCUUCACAUUUAAGGAUUCCAUACUUAGAAACUAGUGCUAAAGAGAACCUAAAUGUGGAUCUGGCCUUCCAUGAACUGGUUAGAGUUAUAAGGCAACAGCCCCCUGAUUACAAGAAAGAAAGACGACGUCUUGGAAAGAAAAAAAGGAAAUGUACAAUACUGUGAUCAUUAGACUUGUCCCACCUGUUUAUGUACUUACCAUAAUUGUAGGAGAGAAAUUACACAUAAUUACGUCUGUUAAUUCUACCAGAAUAAAAAUCUAGUCAUCAAUUGUAAGAAAUAUAUGUAAAUCAAUGUGUAUAAAUAUGUCAAUAUCAUGUGUAUACAUUUGUUAACAUGGAAAAAUUAGGGGAAGCAACAUGUGCUCACAUGUGAGAAUUUAAAUGAAUUGAUCAAAGUUUAUAUUAUUUCUUAAAUUCAAAACCUAUUUGGCUAUUGACUGUUUUCAAUUUAGAUAGGUUGACAAAAUAUAAAAGAUGAAACAAUUAAAUGAAAUUUAGUUUUAUUUCAUAUUGAAAUUAUUUUUUCUUUAAAACUAUUGAGAUGUUUAAUAUAUGAAAAUUUCUAAACUGAAAGCAAUUAAUGCCAUUUAUACUAAGUAUGUAAUGCUGACCUCAUUACUGUCCUGGUCACAUUCAGUACUUUAUUUACUGCUACUCAACCUUUGUUUACAUGGACUGGUAAAUUUUAUUUUCUCAAGUGACACACAACUAUUUAUUGUACAAAACUGUGUAACAUGGGAGACAACUAGAAUAUAACUAUAAAUUCAUUGAUGUUUCAAUGUGAAUAAAUAUAUACGUUAUGAAUGAUUAUAAAAUAUUGUUAAGUUUCAGUUGUGAGUAUUUUUUAUAAGGCAAUUUUUGUUUUAUGGUUGUAACUUGAUAGUUCACCUUGUUAUUGUUAAGUGUACAGAUUUGGGAACAGAGAAACCACAAAUAUUUACAUUUUAUUAACAAGGAAGAAAAAUGUCCUUUUAAACUCGAAUUUUUAUGUGAGAAAAGAACAAAUGAUUAGAACAAAAAAUACCUGUUAUUUUUAGUGUAAUAAUGAUUUGAUUAAGUUAUAUUUAUAUAUUUUUUUGUUGAUUUGUUUUAUAUUUUAACUUGGUGCAUAACUCCUAGGGCUUGUUUAUGAUACAUGAGUGAAUAUUUUAUUGAUGUUAACCAAUCUUUUUAAUAAUUCUAUGUAAAUUAUAAAUCAUGUUUGUUUGACAAACCUUAAAUCUUUUUAUUCCAUAAUACAUGUAUUUACAAUUAUUGAAUGAUUAGACUUUCAGAAAAUAAAUUAAGACAUUGAAGGCAACACAUAUUGUACGUGCAGAGAGGACAGGUUUUAAUCAUGUGUAAAGUGAAAAGGAUGGAUUUUUUUCCUCCACCAAAACAGUUGGAAAAAAACGCAAAUCAAACCCUGAAUUUUUGUAAUUUAGCUAGUUUAUAACACAUGCCUCAGUUUCAUACAGUUUCCACAGACAAACCAGAUAAAUGUCUUUGAGGGCCCUGUUUGUUCAGUCAUAAUAUGAGAUUGAUUUAUAGGGUUAGAAGUUUGCAUGUGGUCAUUUGUAUUACACAACUUCUGUUUAAGUCAUGUGGGCCUCCACUGGUGUAUAAACAAGUCAUUUUAAUAUUGAUCUCUUGAACAUAUUUUACAAAAUUUAAGUGUAGACUAAUCUAGCAAAUAUAACUUGUACAUAUAUAAUUUUACUAUAGAAUAGUCAUAGUUUAUCAUCUGCUCAAUGUUUAUAAAGUUUUCUACAAAACAAAGAUUGCUAGCCUCCAAACAGUUCAGAUGAAUUUAGUUAAAAAGUAACAGGAAAAGAUUCUUCAUUCUUGGAAAUACUAAUUUAGGUAAAGUUAUAUCUGUGUUAUGGGGGGCUGAGGGUAUAAAUCAUAUUUUUUUUAAAUAAAGGAUUUUGUUAUAAAAAAAAAAUAUAUAUGAACUUGAUCAUAUACUAAAUAGAAAAAUUAAAUGAAAAAUUGGGUUACCGUUCUUUUAAGAUCACAAUCUGUCUUCGUAAGAACCAUGCAUUUUUGUUAAGGUAUUUUUUUCUGUUGCUUAAAUAUUAACAUUGUUUAGAUUAAGUACAGCUUAUUUGAAAAAAAAUAAUAAAAAAAUAUAGGUCACUGAUGAGGCAAAAAAAAUAGCAUUUUUGCACCAAAGGGGGAUAAUUUGAAGCUUUUUCAAUGAUAAAAACAUUUUUAAAGUCAUCCUUUUUUGGUUGAUUUUGGUAAAAUAUCAUAAAGUAACAACUAUAAUGUAAUAAAUAAAUUUGUAAUGAAAAAAAAAGGUUUAAAAUCUUGAUGAAAUUUUUGUACCCUUGUGUCUCCUUAAAUUGAUCUCCAUAAAAAUGCUUCUCCCCUUGUGUUCAAUGCAAGCCCAUUGAUGUAUGUUUGAUGCAAGCCCAUUGAUGUAUGUUUGAAGUCAAAAACCCCAAGUCUUACUCAAAGUCACAAUGAUUUGAUAAAUCAAUGUGAUGGCUUUGUGGGAAUUUUAAUUUUUGUUAUUUACCAUGUAUGAUUUGUAACUUUUCCAAGAUUUAGCUACAAAUAAUAUGUUUGCAACAAAAAAUCCAUGAAACCUUUUGCGACAGAUUUACUUUUUAUACAGUAUAAAUAUUUAACCCACUUUUUACAGUAGAUUUAAAUAAUAAAACCAAACAGUAAAUUUAUAAAUACUGAAAAUCUUGGAACAAACUUUUUAAACAGAUUUAAAUACUGAAAAUAUGAGAAUAAUAUUUCCAGUAGAUUUGAUUACUAAUAACAGGAAAUCAUAUUAUACAGUCUUAAAACUUUUAAAAAAAACACCUUUACAGCAGAUUUAUAAAUACUGAAACCAUUGAAACAAACUUUCACAAUAGAUAAUAAUACUUAACUUGGUUAGAUUUUUAUAUCAAUACCUUAUUUGAACAAUUUUAUUUUUUUCAACAAACCAUAUUCCCUUUUGUGCCAUAUUAUAGAUGAUGUAUAUAUAAUGUUGAAAUUACUGUUGAAUGAAUUACAAGAUACACUGGCUAUGUCUAAUAAUAUGAUUAUAUUUAAAAGUGUUCCUCCACAAAUAUGUAUAUGGCAAGGAGCAUCUAUUGUUUAUGUCUUUUUAAAGUGUAUUUAAAAAUUUGAAGGCACUGCCAUCUGCCAUGCAAUUAAAACAAUUAAACCAAAUUAUUUUAAAGUCAAAAUGUUAAUUAAGCUGUUUAUGGCAGUUUAUGUUUUUGUUAUUUUUGUUUGAGGCGAUAUUACAUUCCAGAAGUUAGGACCUCAUUUUGUUUUAUUUUAACCUCAUACUGUAUGUACAUUCAAUAGUUAUAAAUGAUGUUAGAAUUGACACCAUGUUUUAUUUUAAGAGUUUAUUGACAGGUAUUAUUUGUUAUGUUAAUAUGAUGUCUAUGUCUGAUAUGUGAGGAAAUUCAUUUUUUUCUGUCUUUUGCCAUGAUCUUAAUUCGAUAUAUUUCAUUCAAUAAUCCCCUUGAAAUACUGUUAAAUCAGAGGAAGGGAACUGCAAAAAGAGUUGAUGAUUAAGUUCAUGCAUAACAUUUCAAGGUAAAUUUUCAACGUAUAAAAAGUUGAUAAAUGAGUACAUUUGAAAAUUCAAACUCUUAUACAGUUUCAAAAAAACUAUGAAUUAUGUAAUAAUUAAAAACUGAUUCGAAUGAUCUUUAAUUGUUUUAUAUAAUUAAAAAGCUGACAAUUUUGUAAAUGUUGACUUCUGAAAAAAUGCAGGUUGUAAAAUGUAAAAGGCAUUCAAACAUUAUUAUAACUAUCAGUUUAUUAUUCAAUUUUGCAUUUUCUUUUAUCAGACUAAAAUGUGACAAAAAAUAAGGUUGUAUAUGAACUGCAGCAAAGUAUAGAUAGGUUGUAUUUUUUACUUACACAUAAUGUUAUAUUUACAUGUAUUAACUGAUUUUAUUUACUAAUUUCUAUGUAGGAAAGAAACAAAAUAAUGUGUAUCUUUCAAUUGUUAAAGAGAUAUGAAAAUAUAUGUUGUUCAAAUGUAGCUAAAAAUGAGAUUUUUCACUUUUACAUGUAAAAUGAUCUCAAUUGUUCUAUGUUAGAAUACAAUUUUGUAAAAUUUAGAUAUGACAAAAUAAAACGUCAUAAUUUUUCAUUACAGUACAAAAAGUAAUGAAAUAGUCAAACUUAUUAAAGUCAUGAAUACUGAAA